AUGACAAUUAAGUUACAAUCAUCUACAUCAAUCCAACUUAUUAGUGAUAUUUAUGUAUCUGCUGUCUAUUCUCCACCUCAAAUUCAGUUUAGAUCCAGUCUCUGUGAAUUCAUUGUUAAUACUAUCGAUGAGUUACGAACAUGCUAUAAUAAUGCUGAGCAUAUUAUACUUGGUGAUUUCAAUGAUAUGGACACUCAACCCUUUACAGACCAAUGUCAAUUGACGCAAAUAGUGACAACUCCAACUAGAAGUAAUUCUAUUUUGGACAAAAUAUUUACAAGUAUUCCUGAUAAAUAUGACACACCCAAAAUAUGUGCCUCAAUCGCAAAUUGUGACCACCAUCUUGUUUAUGCCAAACCAUUAAAUCAACAUCAACCUCCUUUACCAAAAAGGUUGGUCUACCGACCUCCUCGUGACUCCUCUAUUAGAUCUUUUGGACAAUGGAUCACCCAAGAGGAUUGGUCUCUAAUUUAUUCUGAACCAGAUGCAGAGAACAAGCUUUUGUUAUUUCAAGAAUCAUUAAUUUCGCAUUAUAAACAACACUUCACUGAAGUUACAAUUAUUCAAAAACCUAAAGAUAAACCAUGUAUCAACAGCACCAUUAGAAGAUUAAUAGAGCAGCGUGAGGCUGAAUUUAAAGUUAAUGGUAAAUCAUAUGCUUUUAAGGAAAUUCGAAAUAAGAUUCAAAAAGAAAUCUGUACGGCCAAAAAACAAAUGUAUAGAAGAAAGAUAAAAAAUCUUAGACGAACUGAACCAGGAAAAUGGCAUCAACAGGUUAGAUUGCUAACCGGAGUAAAAAAAAAAAAACCUCCAUUGUUACAUCAAAUGAAUAAAGAACCAAGUAUUCUCGCUGAAGAAUUAAAUUUACACUUUGCAAAAAUUUGCUCGCAAUUACCAGCCCUGGAUAUCACAAAGUUACCUACAUAUUUACCUGUGUUACCGCCACCAACCAUCACCAGAAACGAGGUGUACACUCAACUUCGUCGUCUCAAUACAUCUAAAGCUGGCCACCCGAGUGACCUUCCUAUAAGACUCAUUAAAGAAUUUGCAUUUGAGAUAGCAGAGCCGCUGACUAUUAUCUUCAACUCCUGUCUAAUUCAGGGAACUUUUCCGAAUUUGUGGAAAAUAGCAUCCAUGACCCCUGUCCCCAAAGUAAAGCGAGCAAAAGAUUUUGCAAGUUUUAGACCUAUCUCUAUAACUCCAAUUUUAGCUCGCAUCUUUGAAGGUUUCUUAGCAGAAUGGGUAAUGGACGAUAUGAAACACAAUAUUGAUACUCAGCAGUUUGGUACAUCAAAGGCAGUUCUGUUAAUCACUAUCUAA
Molecule: messenger RNA, 1320 nt
Organism: Anneissia japonica
Lineage: Eukaryota; Metazoa; Echinodermata; Crinoidea; Comatulida; Comatulidae
Exons: 1
Coding region: 1-1320 (439 amino acids)
Source: RefSeq, a predicted model, not a curated record